This is a messenger RNA of Hypomesus transpacificus, 2903 nucleotides long. Its product is annotated as G-protein coupled receptor family C group 5 member C-like. The transcript is spliced from 5 exons. Lineage: Eukaryota; Metazoa; Chordata; Actinopteri; Osmeriformes; Osmeridae. Gene Ontology annotation, biological process: G protein-coupled receptor signaling pathway. Bases 348 to 1643 code for a protein of 431 amino acids. Gene Ontology annotation, molecular function: protein kinase activator activity; G protein-coupled receptor activity. Gene Ontology annotation, cellular component: signaling receptor complex; intracellular membrane-bounded organelle; plasma membrane. The record is from RefSeq and is a predicted model, not a curated record.
GUUAAAACUCGUGGUGUGGGUUAGGUGACCACAGCGGAAUAAAAAAUAAAGCUGAUGGAGGUGCCAGUUGUGUUGCAGAUGGUAACUGUCAUGCUGAAACGACGUGCCACUGAUGACUGUCUGUAGGCGGUAGAUAAUGGUAAAACGAGAGAGAAAACGAGAGAGCAGGUGGGCGGAAAGAAAACUGGCUGCGAUCAAGGAGUCAUCCUGUAAAAAAAACUGCGAACACACAUUGAGCAUACAUUUGGCUGUAGCCAAACGUUGGACACUUGUACAAAGAAAUUAAUCUGGAUUCUUCCUUGGUCAGCGCCAAACUCACGUCCUUCCCUGUGUGCAGGCUGAGGAGCAUGGGUGUGGAGUUGGCAACGUUACUUCUGCUGCAGCAAGCACUGUCCCUGUGGUCCACCAGUGACGCCAUGGAAGCCACCAGCGCUCCAAAGGGGUGCGGCCCUUCCGUCAACUCCUUCUACUACAACCUGUGUGACCUAUCUGCAGUGUGGGGCAUUGUGGUCGAGGCCUUCGCUGCUGCAGGAGUGGUGACUGCCUUUGUGCUAUUGGUCACCCUCAUAGCCAGCAUGCCUUUCGUGACAGACAAGAAGAGGAAAGCCAUGGUGGCCCUGCAAGCCAGUGUCCUGGUCUUCACCCUGGGGCUGUUUGGACUCACCUUCGCCUUCAUUGUGGGCCGGGACUUGAUCAGCUGCACAGCGCGGCGUUUCCUGUUUGGCGUGCUGUUCGCAGGCUGCCUGUCGUGCCUGGUGAUGCACGGCUUGUGGCUGGCCCUGCUGGAGAGGAGGGGCCGGGGCCCCCGGGCCUGGACACUCUGUCUGGGGGCCCUAGCGCUCUGGUUGGUUGAGGUCAUCAUCAACACUGAGUGGAUGAUUAUCACCGUGGCCCGGUACCCUGUUAUGGCGUCUGCCAUGACAGACGCGUCCUGCAAGAUCACCAACCAGGACUUUGUCAUGGCUCUGGUCUACGUGAUGGCACUGCUGCUGGCCGUGAUCCUGAUGGCAGUGCCCACGCUGACGCACAAGCACAAGAGCUGGCGCAGGGACGGAGCCUUCAUCCUCGCCACAGGGGUCCUCUCCACAGCCAUCUGGGUGGCCUGGAUCGUCAUGUACAUCCAUGGGAACCAGCUGACUGGGGGCCCCAGCUGGGACGACCCCACUCUCGCCAUUGCCCUGGUAGUCAACGCUUGGGUGUUCCUGGUCCUCUACACCAUACCAGAGAUCUGUUUCCUCAGCCAGGAAGACGAGGACCAGGAGCAGCCCAGUGAUGGAGACCACGUCUACCCAGCCAGGAGCCUUGUGUACGACAACAUCCUGAAGGACCAGAGCCCUGGCCAGCAAAACAUGUACAUGGAGAACAAGGCCUUCACAAUGGACAAACCCCAUACAGCCAACACUGGGGUGUCUCCGUACAGUGGUUAUAAUGGCCGACUACGCGGCUGUGUGUACCAACCCACUGAACUGGCCCUCAUCACCAAGAGUCUAGCAAAUAGGGAGCAGUCCCAGGAGACCAUCCUGCCAAGGGCCACAGCCCCUCCUCUAAACCAGGGCAGCAGCAGCGCCUUGUCCUCCCCUCCACACCCAGCACUGCCACACGCAGCCAGCGGAAACGGUUUGAACAAGAGGCCUCUGUGGUAAACCUGCAGUACUUUGACCCUGUUCCUCUUCAACUCCUGUCCACCUCUUUUCUACUCCACUCUGCCCUGGUGCUUGUGUGUAUCUGGUGAUGACCGACAAGAUAGCUUUACAUUCCCAAUAAGUGUGGUGGGUUUACAGUCCACUACCCGCAAGUAGAAUCAUGCACUGACGGAAAGAGAUGACCCCAGAGUAACCAACCUAAAGGGACAAUCAAUCAGUUUGCUACUCAAAUGUGAGUCAUAGAGAAUCGCAAAGGGUUCAGCGUAGGAGACAGAGCUAAUACACGUUUCAGCCUUCAGUUUCUCGUUGGCCUCCUGUCCAGGUUACCUUAAGGCGUCAAUUGUUUCCCCUCUUUGUACUGAUGCUGUAUUUGACUGGAAAGGGUAUUUAUGCACACCAUGUCCCCCAACCCUCAAAAUGACACAUUGAGAACUCUGACGUCUGAAAUGGAACCUGUCUACGUUGUCAUUAACGUAAUAUCAAAAGUUAUUAUAAUGUAUUUGUGUGUUUUCAAAUACCACUACUUGUGCAGAUAGUCUUCUGUGUGUUUGUAUCAUCAAAUCCACAAGUUAAAUCAUGUUAUUUUGGUUAUUGUGUAUUACUUUGUAGGUGUUUUGUGUUUACAUGUAAAAACAAUGCAAUGAUUGAGCAAACAACAAUCUGAAUGUUAAAUAUAUUUUCAUGUAACCUUAUCAAACAUUGUAGAAAAUUAUAUGCUUGAAUGCGUUCACAUUUUGUGUAAAGAGAACCAUUUAACAACAGUCAACAAAUAAAUCAGGUAAAUGUGUAUUUAGUUGUUAAAUCAAUUAGUCAUAAACUGAAGUAGCCAGCACACCAAGUCAGGAAGGGAACGUUGCAUGAGGAAGGUGUCUGAAGUUGAAAGUACUUUGACUUUUACUGGGUAUUAGUAUUUACAUAUGCAGUGAUAAGCUUUCAAAGCCUGUGGCCUCUUGCAAGUAUGCACAGUAGUCUGCUGUUGUAAUCUGGAGACUUCCUGACUGCUGUAAAUGGAAACGACACAAUGCGCUUGCUUUUCCAUAUACUUUGUAUUUAAAUGUUAUGUUCCAUUUCUCUCAUACUUGCAGUAUAUCCAACAUUGACAGCUGCAAAAUGAGCAGGAUUUUUUUGGGGUGAGCAGAGAAGUUAUUUAGCCGUUCACACAUUUAAAGCGAGAUAAUCCACUUUUUCUUAUGAAACAAGUGACACAGUCUGCACAAGCAGUUAGCACAGCACUGGUAGUGGCAUGCGCAGAGACCAGCC